AUGGCGUCUCUUCCAGCAAUCAGGGAACCUUUAAGGCCGGCAGGGUCUUUCAAUCAGGUCUUACACCCUCAUUUUACAGAUAAAGAAUCUGAGGCCCAGAGAGACACGUUCUGGUACAAGUUCCUGAAGAGGCAGCCGGGAGGAGAGCUCUCCUGGGAAGGCAAUGGGCCUCACCACGACCGUUGCUGUACUUAUAAUGAAAACAACUUGGUGGAUGGUGUUUAUUGUCUCCCAAUAGGACACUGGAUCGAGGCCACUGGGCACACGGACGAGAUGAAGCACACAACAGACUUCUAUUUUAAUAUUGCAGGCCACCAAGCCAUGCAUUAUUCAAGAAUUCUACCAAAUAUCUGGCUGGGUAGCUGCCCUCGCCAAGUGGAACAUGUAACCAUCAAACUGAAGCACGAAUUGGGAAUUACAGCUGUAAUGAAUUUCCAGACCGAAUGGGAUAUUGUACAGAAUUCCUCAGGCUGUAACCGCUACCCAGAACCCAUGACUCCAGACACUAUGAUUAAGCUAUACAAGGAAGAAGGCUUGGUCUACAUCUGGAUGCCGACACCAGAUAUGAGCACUGAAGGCCGAGUACAGAUGCUGCCCCAGGCGGUCUGUCUGCUGCACGCUCUGCUCGAGAAUGGACACACCGUGUACGUUCACUGCAACGCGGGCGUAGGCCGGUCCACCGCGGCCGUGUGCGGCUGGCUCCAGUACGUGAUGGGCUGGAAUCUGAGGAAGGUGCAGUACUUUCUCAUGGCCAAAAGGCCGGCUGUGUACAUCGAUGAAGACGCCUUGGCACAGGCAGAAGAAGAUUUUUUUCAGAAAUUUGGGAAGGUGCGUUCUUCCAUAUGCAGUGUGUAAUUGCCCAGGAAAGGAGAAACCGAAUCAGUGUUAAUACACGUUGCAUCCCAAUUUUCUUAGGAAGCCUGGGGGUGACAGUAGUACAAUGAUCUAGAAACAAAGGUGUUACCUAAAGAGAAUGGUUGCUGGCUUCUCACCUCAACCCGCCUCCUUUAGUCUGGGGCUGACUUACCAUUAUGCUUUGGUCGAGCUGUAUUGUCUUUGAAAUAUUUUACAAAGGAAGUUGUGAAUGACACAGGAGAAGAGGCCACAUGCAGCUGGGCUGUGCCAUGUUGUGCUAGCAUCAGACAGAAAGGUAAUGCAUGCAGUUUGUGCUGCCUGCAAGCGGACCAGCCCUCUGCUUCACAGACACUGCGUUUAUUGUGUUACGAGUUGAUGCCUGCACUUUCUUGCUGCCUUGUAAUGUGUCGUGCAGAAGAAAACGCAGGGAGUUGUGUAGAUUUCAUCACUCGUGGGUGUGUGUCUGUGUGCGUAUGUGUACACACACACAGACACACAUCCACACAUGCAAAUUUUCUGCUAAAAUUAUAAAAUGAGAGCUGGUCAGUUGCUGAAGAAGGAAGUAAAGGUGGAAGUCUGGACUAUGGCAAAGUAAGAACUCAACAUGACCCAAAUCGAUGGCUUUCUAGACCUUGUUUUUGCAUCCUGUUUCAGUUAUCAGAGUCUAUUCUAAGGCAUCACCUUCCUUAUCUACCCAUAACCUUGCGUGACCCCCAAAGCGGAGUUAUUAUCUCUCUGUUUUAAUUGAGGCUCCAUGAGCGUAGACGCUUGUCCAAGGCCUUACGGCUAGUCAGAGACGAGCUGGAGGUGCACUCAGUGCUUUUUCAACACAACUUGUUGCUUUGCCAGCAAACGGGAGUGCAUUCCGUUUCCCUCUCUCAGAGUAAGGUCGAUGUUUCUGCAGCAGUUUCUAUGGCGAGAAAUGGAACAGUGUUCUGAUCAGUUGCCAAAGAAUUUAGGAAAGUAGUUAUAUUUUGUACCACUUAUUUUAAAACGUGGUGGACUGUCUCAAGGCCAAAGUGGCCUCAGCCAUAACUCACAAGAGGAGUCACAUUACCAAAAAAGCCCAAAGAAUCCAAAUUCAUAGAAAAUUGUUUCACAGCUUGGGAACGAUCCUGGUUCCACACUCAGUUUAAUACAAUGCACUGUUACUGUGGCUCCAGAAUAUGCAAGUCCCUACCUUACCCUAGAUUCUACAGGAAACACAAAAAUGAACAAGGCUUUGCUUUUAAAAAGCUCAUAGCCUGGAAACAGCCCCAUGUUUAAUCAAGUAUAAUGCAGGAUGGAACUGUGAAUGACAUGCUAGAAUAGGGGAGGGGGAAGUAACUUUUAUUGGGUACUUCUUUUGUGCAGGGUGCUUUACGAUCUUAUCCAGUUUAAUCUUGGCAGUACCCUAUGAGUGAUGUUUCAUUAUCUCCACUAUAUAGACGAGGAAACUAGGCCUAGAGAGGUUAAAUCAACUGUCCAGGAUCCCAUGGUGAGUAAACAGAUGAAACGAGAUACAAAGCUAGGUUUGUCUGACUCAAACCCCAUACUUUUCCUAUUAAACUACAAUGCUUAUUGGAUUUUCUGCUCCUUCUUUUCUUCCAUAAAUAUUUAUCGAUAGAUAUUAGAGACUGAUUUCGGAAGUGUAGGGGAUAAGAAGGAUGGAAAGUGGGUCCCAGUGAAGUUCAGAGGAGGAGAAGAUGUUUAAUAACUGUGAGACUCAGGGGAGAGGACAUUUGAUUUGGGCAGAGAAGGCUGGACAAGACACAUUUCUCUUACAAUUUUACAAAGUUACGUUUAUAAACCAGGAUUGAAUAAUAUGAAGUCCAGCUCCCUUGCCAAAAAUAACUAGAGAUAACUAUUGUAUUAAUCUCUUUAUAGUCAUGUGUUAUGUAAAAUUUAAUCUUAAAAAAAUGCAAUAUUUCUAAUUAUGUACGUGUGUGUGUGUUGUGUGUGUGUUGAAUUUCCUUAAUGUCUAAGAAGUCCAGUUGUAUAAUUUCUACUACAGAAAAACCUCUUUGGGUGGAUUUUUUCCUUUUUGCUCUA
Molecule: messenger RNA, 2886 nt
Organism: Pteropus alecto (black flying fox)
Lineage: Eukaryota; Metazoa; Chordata; Mammalia; Chiroptera; Pteropodidae
Gene: EPM2A
Product: EPM2A, laforin glucan phosphatase
Exons: 5
Coding region: 1-855 (284 amino acids)
Biological process (GO): protein dephosphorylation
Cellular component (GO): nucleus; cytoplasm
Molecular function (GO): carbohydrate phosphatase activity; carbohydrate binding; protein tyrosine/serine/threonine phosphatase activity
Source: RefSeq, a predicted model, not a curated record